Blastomyces dermatitidis ER-3 is the source of this 1747-nucleotide messenger RNA. RefSeq lists its product as uncharacterized. NCBI's taxonomy places the organism in Eukaryota, Fungi, Ascomycota, Eurotiomycetes, Onygenales, Ajellomycetaceae. The record is from RefSeq and is a predicted model, not a curated record. The transcript is spliced from 6 exons. The coding region runs from base 291 to 944 and encodes 217 amino acids. Gene Ontology annotation, biological process: glutathione metabolic process. Gene Ontology annotation, molecular function: glutathione peroxidase activity; glutathione transferase activity. Gene Ontology annotation, cellular component: peroxisome; mitochondrion.
UUUAAGUUAGUUAACUAACUAGAGGUUGACUAUGAUGAUCUCUUUCAUGUUUUGGGAACCGGCCCAGAACCAAAUGGAAUCUAAAUUAACUUAACUAGUUUAGUUACUAAUCAUCGAGGGGGCCCGGUUAGAGCGAGCCCCCGUUGAAAUAUAAGUUACUACAAUAAUAAAUACCCCUUCGAGGAUUAAAGGGAGAUACAUGUCUAUCCUCAAGCCUUGGGCUAGCCUUCCGACCCUUCGAAAACAAAUACUGAGAGUAGCUCCGGCCUCCACAAUAGUAACUAGCUAGCAUGGCAGCUCGGAAAAUCAAUCUAUAUCUGGACGUCGUCAGUCCCUUCGCCUACAUCGCCUAUUAUGUGACAAGACACUCCCCCGUCUUCGCAAACUGCCAUAUUACCUAUACGCCCGUCUUCCUCGGUGGGAUCUUGAAAGCAUGCAACAAUACCUCCCCCAUCUUUGUCAAGAACAAGAACAAAUGGACAAAUACCGAGCGCCUACGCUGGUCAAAGUUCCUCAAUGUCCCCAUGUACCCUGACAUGCCCAAAGGAUUCCCCAUUUUAACGAUGAGUGUCCAACGAGCCCUCUGCGCCAUCCCCGCAGAACAGUUGCCCGCCUGUUUCGACGCUUUAUACAAGGAGCUCUGGGUCGAAGGCAACUCACAGCUCAACGACCCGAAAACCUUCCUCCCCAUCCUGGAAGCAGCCGUGGGCAAGGAGAUGGCUGCAAAUGCGUUGGAACAGUCCAACACCCAACCCAUCAAAGACCUGCUAAUCGCCAAUAGCGAUAAGGCGGUGGAAACCGGUGCCUUUGGCAUCCCUUGGUUCGAAUGUACCAAUAGCAGUGGCGAGACGGAGUGCUUCUGGGGCGUCGAUCGUAUGGCCCAGGUGGCCGCGUUUCUGGGCUUAGAGACCACUGCUGAUCGGGGGUUCAGAGCGAUGAUGUGAGGUAGAAAUGGGAAUUGCAGGGUCAUAAUAACUGGCACUUGUGUGUGUAUUUGAAGAUAUCCAGCUGCUCGGAGAACUAAACAUGCUUAUUAUUAUCGAUUAUUCUCUCAGUAUCUCGGCAGAAGAAUGGCGCGUGUAGCUGCUAAUUCACCAUGUUCAUUGUCGCUGUAGCCAUCAUUGCGUGGGAGAGAUGUUACUCGGUGAAGGCUCUGCGUGAAUUGAAUAAGGCAUGUUUAAAACAAAAGAAGAAAGAAAGAGCAAGGAAAAAAAUUAAAAAAAAUUAAAAAGAGAGAGAGAGAGAGAGAGAAAGUAUACUAUAUAUACGGAAAAGAACAUCUUACAAUCACUCCAUUCGUCAUAUAUCCUAGGAAAAAAAAAAGGAAAUUUGAUAAAAUGUGGAAAGAACCGAAACCUAUACAUCAAGAAGCGGAAAGAAAGAUGAAAAUGGAAGAAAUGGAAUAAAUAAUUAUUUAGCCAAGAUCCAGAAAGAAUAAAAAUAAAAGCUUGCCAAGUCGAAAGGAGAAACAGAACGGGUUUCCUUUUUCGUUCCCGCCUAUUAAUACCACGCCGGGUAUCGUAUGUAAAAGGGGAACAGCCGUCGUGGAGAGGGGGUUUGUAGUAGGUUGAUCCCUCUCGGGGAACAGGAAGGGUAAACGGGGUAUCUAUAAUAGAAGGUUGGAAAGACAAUGAAAGUGUAAGUCGCUCAGAGUGGGUUUUAUGUCAAUGAGGUUUGCGGCGUUUGCAUUAUAAUCGCUAGCCAUAACAGUCUAAACGUUAUGACGCUUGGUCGAGCGUAUCUCGAU